Messenger RNA from Ustilago hordei, 717 nucleotides. Its product is annotated as putative OPI3 - methylene-fatty-acyl-phospholipid synthase. Gene Ontology annotation, molecular function: S-adenosylmethionine-dependent methyltransferase activity. Gene Ontology annotation, biological process: phosphatidylcholine biosynthetic process. Bases 1 to 717 code for a protein of 238 amino acids. The transcript has a single exon. NCBI's taxonomy places the organism in Eukaryota, Fungi, Basidiomycota, Ustilaginomycetes, Ustilaginales, Ustilaginaceae. The record is from RefSeq and is a predicted model, not a curated record.
AUGGUGCAGCUCUUCGCAGAGUCGAGCCCGUACGUGAUCCCUGGCAUCGUCGACCUGAGACAGCCUUCUUUCUGGAUCGCUGUCGGUAGCAUCUGCUUCAACCCACUCUACUGGAACAUUGUGGCGCAAAACGAGUACGAGAAUAAGACCAUCACCAAGGUGCUUGGCGGUCGACGAUACCUCGGUUGCUACCUCUUGGCCCUCUCGAUCUUCUCGCUCGGUAUUGUGCGCGAUCAUCUCUACAACCUUGCGCUCAAGGAGCAGCCCACGCAUGCACUGCUCCAACGCGCAUGGGUCAAGCCCCUCGCCGCUCUCCUCUUUGCUGCCGGCAACACUUUUGUCCUCUCCUCCAUGUGGGCUUUGGGCGUCACAGGCACCUAUCUGGGAGACUACUUUGGCAUCUUGAUGGACAGCAUCGUGACUGGCUUCCCCUUCAAUGUGAUGGCCAACCCGAUGUACUGGGGUAGCUCAAUGAGCUUUGUUGCCGUCGCUCUCUGGUUUGGCAAGCCCGCUGGACUGCUGCUGAGCGUGCUCGUCGUGCUUGUCUACUCGAUUGCUCUGCGAUACGAAGAGCCCUUCACCGCCAACAUCUACAGGCAGGCCGAGAAGAAGAACAAGAGGGCCGAAGCUGAAAAGCAGGCGCUUCUCCAGAGCGAGGCUCCUGCUUCGGGCACUCGAAACCUAAGUCGAAGGACGCCCUCCAAGCCCAAGGCCUGA